CUACAGUCAUGAAACGAUUCAUGAACAUGGUCAAACUGAAGAAGCCAGAAGAUGAAAUCCAGCCUCCGGACCACAGAAAAGGCCUGGAGAUCGUGGAGCAAAAAGUCGACCUUCUGAUCGUGGACGUAGAGACGGGACUAAAGAGGGUCAAAGAAGAAAUCGAGAAGAUCGACCCGUCAGGAGAAACUGCAACCGAAGAGGCGACCAGAUACUUCAAGAGCCUGAGACAAAUAGUAGACGACAGGGAAAAGGAGGUUCUUGAAGAGAUCGAGAAGUCUUGCAGGGAAAGAAAGACAGAGCUAAGAUCCCAGAACGCGGCUAUGACCAUACAAAAGGCUGUCUUGAAGAACGCGGCUAACCUGUGCGACGACACCUUAAACCCCGAACGAAACGCCUCAGACCAAGAGUUAAAAGAAGUUAAGGAGAAGAUCAUGAAUAAUUUUCGUCCCAUGUUGGAGAAAACGUAUCCUCCUGUUUCUGGCAUUGUGAAGUUUACGAAGUCUCCGCCACUCGAGGUGUUGGAGAAUUUCGUCGGCAAUGCAGGCGGGGUGUCGAAAAAGAUGGUGGGGCUACGUGACACUCCGAACCUAACAUUUGGCAGGUUCGGGCGACAGAAUGGAGAAUUCGACGGGCCCACCGGCAUGGCAGUCCGGCCAAGCGGCCACAUAGCGAUCGUAGACCAAGGCAACAGCCGGGUCCAAGUUUUCGACGACCAAGGCAACUUUCUCAAAGCUUUCCGCACCAAUUCUAAGAUCUCCAUGGGGCUGGACGCAGACGACGAUGGGAACUACUUCAUCACCUCUUGGUCAGACGAAUGUGUAAUGAAGUUCACCAAAACGGGCGAACUGGUCAACAAGUAUCCUCUGGAGAACGGCAAGACCAGAUUCAACCCCUGCGGACUUAAAGUCAUUUCCGAAGAGUUCAAGAAGCAGAUACCGCUCCUGAACAAGGAACCUGGCCAAGUAUUGGUUGUCGUCGACAGCCACAGUAACAGUGUCCUCCUUGUGACGGUGGAUGGUGGGAAGUUACGCAUCGUGAAGCAAGUAGGAGAGGAUAAGUUAGAAGCGCCGAGGUACGUGGUGGUGGAUCAGAAACGUCGCCUCAUCUUAGUGACCGACAUCGAAGACAACGAGGUUGUGGCGUUCAACUUCGCCGGGGAAGAAGUGUUCAGUUUCGGGCAGCAAGGACCUGAGGAGGGGGAGUUCGAGGGACCAUCGGGGAUCGCCAUCGACAAGCAGGAUCAGACCAUCAUUGUGGCCAACCACUAUGACAGCAGGAUUCAGAUAUUCAAGUACGAUACGUGCGAGGAUGGGCUUACGCUGUCAUACCAGAAGACGAUCGCUAGGCGGCACUUGGGUAGCCCCUACGACAUGUGCGUGUCCCAGAAUCGUUUCGUACUGGUGGCGAACUACCGCACCAACUGCGUGGAAGUGUAUAGGUACAAACUAUAA
Molecule: messenger RNA, 1451 nt
Organism: Branchiostoma belcheri (Belcher's lancelet)
Lineage: Eukaryota; Metazoa; Chordata; Leptocardii; Amphioxiformes; Branchiostomatidae
Product: tripartite motif-containing protein 2-like
Exons: 2
Coding region: 9-1451 (480 amino acids)
Biological process (GO): protein polyubiquitination; proteasome-mediated ubiquitin-dependent protein catabolic process; negative regulation of translation
Molecular function (GO): translation repressor activity; ubiquitin protein ligase activity; protein binding
Source: RefSeq, a predicted model, not a curated record